Messenger RNA from Xyrauchen texanus (razorback sucker), 5819 nucleotides. Its product is annotated as membrane progestin receptor beta-like. The record is from RefSeq and is a predicted model, not a curated record. Gene Ontology annotation, cellular component: plasma membrane. Lineage: Eukaryota; Metazoa; Chordata; Actinopteri; Cypriniformes; Catostomidae. Gene Ontology annotation, biological process: response to steroid hormone. The coding region runs from base 1 to 1065 and encodes 354 amino acids. The transcript has 5 exons. Gene Ontology annotation, molecular function: steroid binding; nuclear steroid receptor activity.
AUGUCAAGCAAAGUUUUGGGCUGUCUGAGUACACUGACAUUGCGAGUACAACAGUUAGGUCAGUUACCACGCCUUUCAAUCUGGUUACCCUCUCUCCCAUUACCUCAGGCCACCGUGCUUGCCUCUGAUGUGCCCAGCCUUUUCCGCGAGCCAUACAUCCUUUCUGGCUACCGACCUGUGAAUCAGGAAUGGCGGAGCUACUUCUGUAGCCUCUUCCAAUGCCACAAUGAGUCGCUCAAUGUGUGGACACACCUGCUGGCAAUCCUUGUGGUUCUACUCCGCUUUUCUUUCCUCACAGGGGCGUGGGGGCUGACUGUGAAUGCGGCCUCUUUACCUUUGCUUUUGUACGUGCUCUCCUCGCUUAUCUACCUUAGCUGCAGCGUGGCCGCCCAUCUGCUGCAGUCACACUCUGAGCUGGUCCAUUACUCCCUAUUCUUCCUGGACUAUGUUGGAGUAGCAGUUUACCAAUAUGGUUGUGCAUUAGGCCUUUAUUUUUACUGUUCUGAGCAUGCAUGGAGACAAAGCCCGGUGGGCGCUGUGUUCCUACCUGGUGCAGCUGUGUUAGCCUGGCUGUCCGUUGCCAGCUGCUGCUUUGCCAAAUUCCAUUACCGCCGCCCAUACCCCCUCUGUAGGAAGAUCUGUCAGAUCAUUCCAACGAGCCUGGCGUACAUGCUCGACAUCAGCCCUGUAGCACAUCGCCUGGCAACCAGAUCUUGGGAGGAGCCGGUGUUAAUGUUCCAUGCCCUUCAAAUUGUGUUCUUCAUGUUAGCUGCACUGUUUUUCUCUUGCCCUAUUCCAGAGCGCUUCUUUCCAGGGAGAUUUGACAUUGUGGGCCAUGGCCAUCAGAUCUUCCACAUCUUCCUGGCCAUGUGUACUCUGUGCCAGCUGGAAGCACUGUUUAAAGACUUUCUGGUGCACCAGCAGUCUGUCUUAGAGGUGCAUGGAGAACACUUUAUCUUACUUGCUGGAGGGUCUUUCUUCGUCUUGGUUUUGUGCAGUGUCCUGACUGCAAUUCUUAUGAGAGGUGCAGUGCAAAAGCAGCUAAAGAAAAAAGUUUAUGACUAAAAAAAUAUAGAAAGUAUUUAACAAUGAAGGCCUACUUAGUUAUACAGCACCAACCAGAUGUAUUUAAUAAUGUAUAAAUAUUAAGAAAUAUAGCAAUACUUUACAAUAAGGAUCUAUUCAUUAACAUUAGUAAACGUAUUAGGUAGCAUUUACUAAUGUUAAUUUAUAAAUAUACUAUUGUUCACUGUGUUCAUGUUAGUUCAUAAAGCAAUAACUUAUGCUAAAAUAUACAACCUUUAACAUUAUAAACAGUGUUGGGUAAAUAAAUAGGCCUAUAAGUUACUUAUUUCUCUUUAAAAUGUAAUUAGAUUACUUUACUGGAGAAAGUAAUCACAUUACUAAUUACUUUAUACUUUAAGUUACUUUCUAACACAAUUUCCGUUUAACAAAAUCAAAUUAAUGUCUAUAUUUCUUUCUUGUUCAUUGUUUCACACAAGUCAUACAGUCAGCUUAUCACAUUUCUCCUUCACGAUGACUCGAUUACAGGGUCAUAAUUCAUGUAUUCUAUAUAAACAAUAUAUUAGAAAUAAGCAUAACCCUAUAAUAUACUUAAAUGUUAUAGAAUUAAUUGAAAGUCAGUAACUGUAAUCUGAUUACAAGAAUUUCAAAUGUAAUGCAUUACAUUAUUUUUUGACUAAAAAGUUAUUAAAUUACUUUAACUAAUUGCUUUGUAAUUGAAUUACACCCUGUAAAUUUAUUAUUCAUUGUUAGUUCAUGUUAACUAACUUAGUUAUCUAAUAGUAGCAAAUACAACCUUAUUGUAAAGUGGCACCAGAAAUAUAGUAAAUAUUGAAAAAAUAAAUAGGCCUAUUAAUAAAUCAUAAACUGCCUUCAGACAUCAUCAUAACCAGAUCUGAACAGAUUAAUUUAUUUUUGUGCAGUUUGUUUAUUAUGCGUAAUGUGAUGGGAUGAAGUAUUUUUUUCGUUAUUUAUUUUGACAUGCAAAGUCCUGUUAUAAUCACAUUUUGAAAUCACAGAUAUCAGAUAUGCCUUAGGGAAGCAUUGUAUUGUUUAACUAUCAAAUACUUUUACAAAUCAUAUCAAGCACAGAUACUGAGUGGGUUUUCCCCACAAAUAAACUCACUGUUCAAGGCAGGAUAGUCAACCACUUAGCCAACAUUCCUCUGAGAUCCAAUACUGUAUGGGUUUGUAUAAAUGGCCUAUUUACUUGAAAACUGUUUCGAGUCUGGGACAAUAUGUUAGGGUUUGUCAAAGCAAAAACAUUCAAAUUAAGGGGUAAAGCUGAGUUUGGGCCCAAAUCGAAUGAUGAAGGGUGGAUGAGGGGAACACAUUUAUAGUUGUUUUAGUUUCUCUUGAACAAAUGAAGUACUGCAAUGCUUUUAAUGUAAAUUAUUUGCCUUGUUUCUCUGUAUGAAUUCUUUCUUAUUAACUGUAUUUGAUUCCUCAUAUCAAAUUAUUUCUACCUCGUUCUGGUAGAAAUAUCAGUUUGAACCCUGUGUUUUAUCAAAAGGUUCUUUAGAUACCGUUGUAUUUUAAAUGUGUUUACAGUAAAAUUCUAUUGUUCUUACAAAUGUUUGGUGAAUUUUGCAUAUUAAUAUUCAUUUCCUCAGAUCCAUUCUCAUGAACCUUAGCUGCCUUAUUGAUUAUUUUGCCACAACUGUCUUUUAGUAAAAUAUAAUAUAAAAUAUGAUAUUAUUUAUAGAUCUAAGCUGUCUAAAGAAUGAUCCUUAAGUAUCUUUUGAAAAUGUACUUAAGUCAAGUCAAUUUUAUUUGUAUAGUGCCUUUCACAACACACAUCGUUUCAAAGCAGCUUUACAGAUUAUCAGCAUUAACAGACGAUAAAACUGUAAUGUCUAUAAAGUCGAUUAAUCAUCAUUGUGUAAUUUAGAUAAAAUAUGAUUUUAAUAGUGUUUAAAAAUAAUUAAAUGAUAAUUGUAUUAAUAACCCCAGUGAGCAAGCUGUAGGCGACUUAGUGAAAGAAUUUUCUAUAUAUUUUUUUCCGCAUAGAAUAUAUGAAAAUCAAGGCUAAUAAGCAGGUUGAAGAAUUAACUGAGACUAAUUAACUUUGUAAUAAUAAUAACAUAACAUUUGACCCUUUGACCCUUUCAAGAAAACAUCAGACCAGAUGUUUUCUUGAAAGGGUCAACCGCAUUAUCAACAUAUAGUGUCCACACUGAAAAUCUAGGUUUUGUUUUCUUUUUACUUAAAUGUAGAAAUAAAACAGUAAAUAAAUCUGGAAAUUUGUAAACCAAAGAAAAGUUUUGUGGAAACUGUAAAAAAAUUGUAAUUAUAUUUAUUGCAUUUAUAGCAUUAUGUGCAUUAUUUAUAGCUCACUAAUCGAACAAGCAAAUUUGUGACAUUAACCAAGUUAAUUUGUUCCUUGCAUACAUUGAAUCUUUCAAGAUGCUCUUUGAAACAUGCUGGGAUAACAUAAAGCAUCAGGUUUUGACAGCUUAAUACUGCAAAGCAUAAGGCAGACAUACCAGAUACAAAUAAUUCUGAAAUUCAUACACAUUUUUCAAUUCAAGGAUUACAUUUGAAAAUAAUGCAAAAUAGAAGCAGUUUCACUAGUGGUCUAUGAUGUUUGGACUCCAUUGUGUGUCAUACCUCUAAAAUACAUGAGGAGGCAGCAGGGUUCCAUUCAAAAGCUGAUCAACUAUUUAGUUUAAUUAAGUAUCAUUAAAAACAAAAAUUAUCAUACAGAUAUUAAAUAUUAAUUUAAAUGUUACUUUUUAAAUCAAACUUUAAUAUUUUAAGUUAAUCACAAUGACAAGAAAAAUGCGAGAGAGGUGAAUUCUUUAGAGGGAGAUAAGAAUUAGGCAUUGUAGAGGUUGGAAUGCAAAACGAGGAAGUUUGUGACUCAGUGUCCUUGUUGGAUCAGUGUGUUGCUGCGAGAGCAAUGACACACAGUAAAGGCAAGUCAAUAACAGGUUAUCUACUUUUAUCAUGUAACUGAUGUAAAAGAAACUGGAUGAAGAGUGAUGGCUCCUGUUGAGGAGGGAAUUAUAACCUGGUUAUCAGGUUGUUCUUCCUCCCUACAGAUUACCAUUGUGUCUGUCCUCUUCAUCAUCACUUACAUCACACUCUACAGUCUUUGCACAAGAUGUUUCAGUGACAGUGAAUCCCCCAUGCAUUUGCACAGACGAGAAAAACAAAUAGCCCAACUGCAUUUCCACUAAAUGAAGCACCUACUGAGCAGUUCAACAGAAAUGUAAACAAGUUUGAACAUGGUCGUUCACAUUUCAACCAGGAUCUGAUUCCCCUCUCCUCUCAAAUUCCUGAAGUUUCGAUGGGAACAUCAAGUCCACUAUGUGUUAAAAUCCCACCACUUCCUUCCCUCCCAUCAGAUCCCAUGGCUCACCUUGAGCCUCUGAGACAUUCAUUUAAUCAAUGGGACAGUGUGAAUGUUACAUCCCAGAGUUAUGACUGUAUUCCAGCUGCAAAGUAUCCAACAGAUCACAUACACUCUCUUAUGGAAUUUGAAUUGAAUGAAGAAAAUCCUUAUGAGUGCAUUAGGGAGCCUCUAAGUGACAAAGCUGAUGGGGAGAGUGAGAGCUCUUCUCUAGCAAUGGUAAAGCUGCUGGAGCCUGCUGUUAAUCACUCAGUCACAGCCCUCAACAAUCUAGUAAACAACCAGGCAUUGGAGCAGCCUUUCAUUUCACCUCAAACUCAAAGUGAACAAUAUUUGACUAGCACAGAACCGACUGUUGUCUAUGCUGCAGUGAACUGGAAAACCAAAAGUCAAAAGAACACAGAAGCUUUGUUUCAUACAGACGCUGUGGUUGAUAUGGCUGAUAUUGCUGAGGAAGCUGUUCCUCCCAUUCCAGACAAACAUUUCUAGUAUAAUGAAAAGGCACCAUUGUGAUUCAUAAUAUUUAUGUGUUCUUUUCACCAGUUUUAUAUAUAUAUAUUUUUUUACCAACUGUACUUCCAUGUUACAUAACAUGUAGUAAAUAUCAGUUCUAACAUGCAACCUUUUGUUAAACAGUAUAAAUCAAGACCUCUUCGCCUGGGUUAUUCUAGGUCAAUGUAGAGUCACAUGACACAAAACCCAGACUGGAUUCAGAGACUGAAACCCAUCAUGCCUGUGCUGUCCAGACCUGAAAUGCCCUUUGGAGUCAGCUGACAGAAGAAAGCUUAUAAUCCCCAGACAUUACAUGUCAGACGUUUUCUUCCAAAUGUCUGUUUGUGAAUAAACAAUAAUUAUGGAAUAUUUAGGAAAUAGGCAAAAUAAGGAUGGUAAAAUUAUGUAGGUGAAUGGUGACACAUCAUGGAAAUGUCUUGAAAUAUUAAGCAGAAAUUUAGCCAUAUUAAGCGGAAAUUUAGAUUUUUAUUUUGUUCAUUUUUAUUAAUCUUCAAUAAAAAAACAUUUAUGAAUGCUACAGUGUCAAAUAUAUUAAACUGUUUGCUUGAAAAUGGAAAUGAAGAGUUUAGGCCCUUUAUUAAGAUAUAUCAGAAUGAGCUAAUAAUAAUAAUGUGUCUUUGGUUAUAGAUAUUCAUAUCUAGUCAUGUCGUAUUAUUACGCUAUUCUUUGAUCUGUGCGAUUGUAAUAUACUGUUAUUGAACUGCGGUAGUGUAUGUAUCUGAAUGCGACAUGCAUAAUUAUUAAAUCACUCUCUUCAAACGGAUUGACUACUUUUGUAUAUUUCGCUUUUUUAUCUGUUAUAUUAUAUUUAUUUAUUUUUUAUAUGUAUAUAUGUUUAAAUGUAUGUUUUUAUGUAUGUAUAUAUAUGUUGCAUUCUCUUGCACUGGAAGCUUCUGUCACCAUGACAAGAUUAUUGUGUAUGUAAGCA